CCGCACGCGCGCGCACACACACCUCUUAAGUCCCUACUUAAGUUGCUCUUUGACCCCAGAGUGCUUGAUGUUUACUGCCAGUGUUUAAAGCGACAUUUUUUAACAAUGCACAGCAGAUCAAUGCUGUAAAACCACGCUCAGCUUCCUGACCCCCAGGUCAGAUGUAGAGUGUUCUGAGUGAGCAGGUCACACCGGAAUGGGACAGAGAGAUGGCACACAAUAUGCAGUCACCAACAGCGUCAGAGAGUGACGUGAAUCUCGGAGCAUCAGCGAAUCCUCAUGCGAAACCCACCGACUUUGACUUUCUCGCCGUGAUCGGAAAGGGAACAUUUGGCAAAGUGCUUCUGGCUAAACUCAAAGCUGAUGGGAAAUUUUAUGCUGUGAAGGUUCUGCAGAAAAAAGUCAUCCUAAAGAAAAAAGAGCAAAAGAACAUUAUGGCUGAGAGGAACGUCCUGCUGAAGAGCCUGAAGCACCCCUUCCUUAUCAGCCUUCAUUACUCAUUUCAGACCCCAGAGAAGCUUUAUUUCGUCCUUGACUACGUUAACGGAGGAGAGUUAUUCUUCCACCUUCAGAGAGAACGAUGUUUCUCAGAACCGCGUGCACGUUUCUACACCGCCGAGGUGGCGAGUGCCAUCGGCUACCUGCACUCCCUCAACAUUGUUUACAGGGAUUUGAAACCAGAAAACAUCCUGUUAGACGCACUGGGCCACGUGGUGCUGACUGAUUUUGGCCUGUGUAAAGAAGGACUAGAACCAGAAGCCACCACGACCACAUUUUGUGGAACACCAGAAUAUCUUGCUCCAGAGGUGCUCCGGAAGGAGCCUUACGACCGCACAGUGGACUGGUGGUGCCUUGGUGCCGUGCUGUACGAGAUGCUCUUUAGCCUUCCCCCGUUCUACCGACGUGACGUAGCCGAGAUGUAUGAUGCCAUCUUGCACAAGCCCCUGCAGAUACCUCCUGGGAAAUCGGACUCGGUGUGUCACCUGCUGCAUGGGCUUCUGCAGAAAGACCAGCAUUGCCGGUUAGGGGCCAUCGCGGACUUUCUGGAGAUUAAAAACCACAUUUUCUUCAGCCAUAUUAACUGGGAUGAUCUUUACCACAAGCGGCUCACUCCACCAUACAGCCCUAACGUGAGAGGCCCGGCUGACCUCCAGAACAUCGAUCCAGAGUUCACCAGAGAGAUGGUGCCCAACUCUGUGAGCCGAACUCCAGAGCUGAGCACCAGUCUGGCGACCAGCAGCUCCAACGCCUUCAGCGGCUUCUCCUACGUAUCCAGUGAGAACAGCUUCCUCUGAGUCGAGUCGACCAGACUUGAGUUUUAAUCUCUUCAUUUCAACAGUUCUGCUGAACGGUGGAAAAAAAAAAAACAGCAGCAUCUGAACAGAGCGACACUUUCUUCUUCAACCAGACGUACUGUAUAAAAUGGCCUAAGAAGAUUUUGGGUUUUUUUGUUCCUUUGGUCACGUUUCUCUCUGCACUGGCUGCACUGGUUCUCUCCACAAGUCUGGUUGAACCUCAACACCAGCACUGAACACUCCAGUGUUUCAGACGUCUUAUUUUCUAGCAUUAAAAAGUCAAGUAGAUGAGAAUGUACACUACCGUUCAAAAGUUUGGGGUCACUUUGAAAUGUCCUUAUUUUUGAAAGAAAAGCACUGUUCUUUUCAAUGCAGAUCACUUUAAACUAAUCAGAAAUCCACUCUAUACAUUGCUAAUGUGGUAAAUGACUAUUCUAGCUGCAAAUGUCUGGUUUUUGGUGCAAUAUCUCCAUAGGUGUAUAGAGGCCCAUUUCCAGCAACUCUCACUCCAGUGUUCUAAUGGUACAAUGUGUUUGCUCAUUGCCUCAGAAGGCUAAUGGAUGAUUAGAAAACCCUUGUACAAUCAUGUUAGCACAGCUGAAAACAGUUGAGCUCUUUAGAGAAGCUAUAAAACUGACCUUCCUUUGAGCAGAUCGAGUUUCUGGAGCAUCACAUUUGUGGGGUCGAUUAAAUGCUCAAAAUGGCCAGAAACAUGUCUUGACUAUAUUUUCUAUUCAUUUUACAACUUAUGGUGGGAAAUAAAAGUGUGACUUUUCAUGGAAAACACAAAAUUGUCUGGGUGACCCCAAACUUUUGAACGGUAGUGUACACAACAAUAUAACUGCCUUUCCUUUGUCAUGUCAGUGUUUCAGAAGUUAUAUUUCAGCUUGAAGAUCAUGCACCGAAAUACUUUAGCGCGAUUAAAGAACCAAACGCUGCAAAAUGUGAGCCGAAGUGUAAAAACACAGCUUCCUGUUUGUAUUCCUUCAUGACUGUGAACUUCAGAGCGCUCAGGUUUCUGAUCUCAGCCUCCCUUUAGAUUCUUUACUGGAUAAUUCAAUAAAUUUAAUUCUAAAACAGGACACUACGUAUAAGAAACAGCGUCCAUGUUUAAAUACUAUAAUCGGGGGAAAAAUAAGACUGCUUUUUAACUAUACUGCUUUUGCUGAAGUUUGAUUUUUACAAGCAGAUGAUUAGUAAUGAUGAUUCCACACUGUUUUAAAGAACGUGGUGUAGAUAUGCGCGAUAAUAAAAUGCAUUGAUGGUUAACACCA
Molecule: messenger RNA, 2569 nt
Organism: Neoarius graeffei (lesser salmon catfish)
Lineage: Eukaryota; Metazoa; Chordata; Actinopteri; Siluriformes; Ariidae
Gene: sgk2a
Product: serum/glucocorticoid regulated kinase 2a
Exons: 13
Coding region: 210-1295 (361 amino acids)
Biological process (GO): protein phosphorylation
Molecular function (GO): ATP binding; protein serine/threonine kinase activity
Source: RefSeq, a predicted model, not a curated record